This is a messenger RNA of Anopheles darlingi, 3788 nucleotides long. RefSeq names its product probable RNA helicase armi (gene armi). Lineage: Eukaryota; Metazoa; Arthropoda; Insecta; Diptera; Culicidae. The record is from RefSeq and is a predicted model, not a curated record. Bases 1 to 3615 code for a protein of 1204 amino acids. The transcript has 3 exons. Gene Ontology annotation, molecular function: helicase activity.
AUGUUUCGGUUGAUAAAGCAUCUAAUCGGGAGUGUAACAACCCGCGCUCCGCAGUCGGAGAAUGUGAGCGAGGAAAUCAAACGAUUGGAAGAAUGGUUGCAGCAGGAUCACAACGGUCUGUCGACGCAGAAUGCUGUAGAGCAGGAGAACGAAAAAAAGACGGAACCUAUCGAUCCGACCGAUUGUUUUAAGAGAACGGGUACGGUUACAUCGAUACAUUCGGCUUACCUUAUCGUCGAUGAUCACUUCUAUGUACCAAGAGAGUUGCUGAAAGGUUGCCCUUCGGCGACAAUGGUCGAAAAAAACACCAGACUACAAUUUCUUGCCUAUCGCCGAACCGAUCCCAUCUCUGGGGAAUGUUCGACGAAGGUAGUAAAAAUAUUGGCCGUAAUCGAUGGAUCGUGGACGACGGAAGAUAUGCUUGUUGAUCAGGUAAAAGAAACCGCCGAAACGGAAGAGGAAAAGGAAUCCAUCUAUUACAAGAUAACGGAACGCACCGAACCGGGUAAAGUGUUAUUUAAAACACAAAACACAAUCACGGUGGAUAUUAACAGCAAAGAAGAACCGAUCGAAGUGGAGCGUGAUAAAGUCCGCAUUACCUUCGUGCCGCAAGUGGGAGAUUUGGUAACACUCACGUGUACCGUUCAGAGUGACCGCGAGUACAUCGAUUUGAACGGCGAGGUGCUGGAGGUGACGGUAAUCGAACCAUCGCGCCUUAUUCCGGGUCGCGGAACUGUGACGGUGGUUACCAAAGUUGGUGGUGAGAUUAAGGCCCCGAAUGAUUUGUACUUUUUCGAAAUGUCACUCCUCGAGGCUAACGGCACAUAUCGUCCGCAAGUUGGUGAGACGGUGCGGUUUGAGGCGGUGGAAAACGAGGUCAUCGGUAAACGGUGUAUAAGUCUUAAAAAAAUUGACCAAUGUAAAGAUGAGAGUACUCCUGCUUCCGCCGAGACGAAACUGGAACCAUCCCAGCGCCAGCACCAACCACCGCAUCAUCAGCGAAACAGAGACAACGGUACACCUAAUGAUUUAUUCGAUGACAAGAACGGCAUACGCGUAAUAGGAGAGUUCGACGUGACAUUCAAUAAUGUGCAAGAGACGGUCGUGCGGGUGGUAACCAUUCGUAACGAGUCCGAAAAGCGGCACAAGAUCAUGAAACUAUAUUUGCCAAGAACGACCUCUCAGCUGCGGUUGCUCGAACCACAAGCACACAGUCAGACGUUUCUGUUUCCUAACGAGACGGCUGACUAUCGGUUCGAAAUUACCUCCAACCUGUACGGUCGUAGCCGUGAAACUUGCACUUGGAGCUUUGGCGGAGAUUUCAAGAUUGCACGUUCGUUCAACAUUCGCACCGGGGAGGAGGAUAUCGAUGGAUCGUCGGAACAGAACCCGUCGACGACAAUCGGUGCGCGAGAAAGCUACGUCAUGCGCAAGCUAGCCGCACUAAACCAAUCUCUUUCACGCAAGCGCUAUGUUGGAGGAAGGCGUAUGUCUAAGGCGCCCAACUUUGUGGCGUUCAAAUUUGGAGUUUACGAUGUGCCGAAAGAUCUGUUCGAGCUAAUAGCGAGCAGUGAGACGGAUGACAGUGUCAAAGAGCAGCUCAGUGCGCCCCCCUACCGAUUCGAUGACCCGCUGACGCCCGAUAACUAUCGUCAUCUAUUGCACACGGCACUGUUCGUGGAGGAGAUUCAUCAGUUCAUUCAACUCCGCAAGUACGACCAGGAGCGAAUUCGGUUCGUGCCGCAGGACAAAUAUUUAGCGCUACCGAUGGCAGGAAUCAGCGAGGCUCGGCCCUCCGUCAUUGUGGGUGACAUGGUGUAUGCGAGUGCCCCAUGGCAAGACGAUGCUACCGUAUUCCAAGGCAUCAUACAUAAGGUACUGGCCGAUCGAGUGUUGCUGCUGUUCGACAAUGUGUUCCACCAGAAAUACAACGGAGAAAGCUACAGGGUGUAUUUUGAAUCCGGGCGUGGCCAACAGCGCAAGUUGCAUCAUGCUCUGGAUUUGGUCCCUACGACGCUCGGUAUGGAUUACCUGUUUCCGGAGCGAAUCACACCCAAUGAGCCGUUAAUGAAUGUGGUGUUAAACGAACGAGAGGAGAUGGUGCUCUACACUAGCGAGAAGGACAGCGGCGAUAUCGGUAACGGCGACGACAAGGAGCGCAAACUUGCUUGGUAUAAUCAACGAUUGAAUCUAUACCAGAAACGAGCGAUUGUCAAUGUGCUGCGUGGCGAGAUUCGACCGCUGCCGUACGUUAUUUUCGGUCCGCCGGGGAGCGGAAAGACUCUUACUUCGAUCGAACUGAUACUGCAACUAGUGGCCAAUGUUCCCAACAGCCGUGUUAUCGUGGCGACUCCAUCGAACAGUGCUGCCUAUCUCAUCACCGAGCGAUUGGUCCAGUCGGGGUUGCUGAAACCGGGAGAAUUCGUGCGACUGGUCAGUUUGUCACAGGUCGAGCAAGAGAAUAUACCACUCGCACUGGCGCCAUACUGUGCAACAGUCAGCAUCGGUGAUAAUAACUGUGCCGAGUCCGAGCAAGUUCUCGUCACCGAGAGUGGGUUGCGCAUGAAGGUACAGGCAAAGCACAUAGGUCAGAAUCGGGUUACGAUCAGUACGUGCUCGGCCUUCGGUACUCUGAUGCACCUGCGUUUCCCAACGAACCACUUCACGCACGUGAUCAUUGAUGAGGCGGGCCAGUGUUUGGAAGCGGAAACGCUCAUUCCGCUCGCACUCAUCAACAAGACCGUCGAUUCGGUUGUGCUGCUAGGUGAUCCACAGCAGCUGGGUCCUGUUCAGUUAAGCCGUUUGACGGAAAAUCAUUGCACACGGGUAUCGAUACUCGAGCGCCUACUGACGACCAAUCGGCUGUACGCGGUCGAUAGGGACCGCUUUCCCGAUUCGUUCGGCUACGAUCCGCGCUUCAUCACACAACUGCGCAUCAACUACCGCUCCAUCCCAUCCAUACUCUCCGUGUAUAACGAGAUAUUCUACGAUGGUAUGCUGCUACCGAAUCAACUGGAAAACACUGCCGACGAUGUGAAGCUGCUCGGCAUCAUGCACCGAAUACUGGAGGUCAAGCGCGAGACACCCGAUUACGGGCUCUUUUUCUUCGGUGUCGACGGCACCAAUAAGCAGGCCCCCGACAGUCCCUCGUGGUUCAAUAAUGCCGAAGCCUGCACGGUUAUACGCGUGGUGCAGAAGCUGUUCAUGAAAGGGUACGAGAUGCAGGAUAUCGGCAUCAUCACACCCUACCUGAUGCAGAUUCGGACGAUCAGGCGUCUUUUCGAAACAGCCACACUAGACGCACCGAAGAUUGGCACUGUGGAGGACUUUCAGGGCCAGGAGCGCCGUAUUAUCAUUCUGUCGACUGUCCGUUCUUCCUCGGCACUUUUGCAGCACGAUAUCCGUGGUAUGCUCGGAUUCGUGGCCAACAAAAAGCGUAUCAAUGUAGCCAUAUCGCGGGCCAAGGGAGCGCUGCUGAUCGUGGGCAACCCACGGCUGUUGGAGCGUGAUCCUCAUUGGAAAGAGAUAAUCGAUCGUGCCAUCAACAACAAUACGUACGUUGGUUGCACCCUGCCGCCCAGAAACCAGCGCGGUGGUGCUGGUGGUGGUAAUUAACUCGGUUCGUGCACCUUAUUUUACAAUGAAGACGAUUUUGAAUUACCAGUAAUUGGAGAAGAUUGGUUUUAUUUGAAUUUUGUGUUAUGAGCCCAAGCGCAUCAAUUUCGACCAACUAUGACCAAACUUUCAUACAAUGAAAUAAAGCCGUUCCUUGAUUGACCGUUUCAUAU